AUGUUUCGAGGAGCUGCACGUCGCAUUCUCACUGCACCCUUUCGACAACGACCUGUACGAUGGACAUUAGCAGCAGGAGCUGUGGUGGGUGUACCAACCUACAUUAUGAGCCAGGAUUACAUCUAUAUCGAAGACGCUCAAGACGCACACAAAAAAGUACCACCCCUUGCGCUCCAUCCACAAGCAGGAGGCAAAAAGAAUCUACCUAUCGUCACACACCAGCUUGAUGAUGAUGAGCAGUCGCAACAAAAACCACGCUUGGUGAUCGUUGGUGGUGGAUGGGGUGCCGUUUCGGUUUUACGCAACCUUGACAAGGAUAAAUACAACGUCACUGUCAUUAGUGAAAACAACUACUUUUUAUUCACACCUUUAUUACCGUGUGCUACUGUGGGUACCAUGGAACCAAGAUCCUUGCUCGAGCCCAUUCGAAAAGUAGCAGCACGCGUGCAUGGCCAUUUUUUGGAAGCCAAGGCAACCGACAUUGAUCUUGACAACAAGUUGCUCGAAGUACGUGGUGUGGAUGAUGAGGAUCGGUUUUAUGUGCCAUACGACAAGUUGGUGAUUGCUGUGGGAGCACAAAGUAUCACUCAUGGUGUGGAAGGACUCGAGAAUACGGUGCAGCUUAAAACGGUGCAAGAUGCAAUCAACAUCCGACGUAACGUGAUGGGCAAUGCAGAGAAGGCGUGUUUGCCUACUACGACUCCUGAAGAACGUAAACAACUAUUGAGCUUUGUCAUUUGUGGCGGUGGCCCAACAGGAAUUGAAUUUGCUGCUGAAUUGUUUGAUUGGAUUAAUGAAGACCUUGUCAAAUGGCGAGUAUGCCGAGAAACGCUUCAAACGAGAAAAUGUCAAUGUCAUCACCAAUGCACGUGUGGCUCGUAUCGAGAAGGACAAGGUCGUGUAUCGUCGCAAGGAUGCUGCCGAUCCACAACAUGCUGA
This is a messenger RNA of Lichtheimia ornata, 939 nucleotides long. RefSeq lists its product as uncharacterized. The coding region runs from base 1 to 939 and encodes 312 amino acids. Gene Ontology annotation, molecular function: NADH dehydrogenase activity. The transcript has 3 exons. The record is from RefSeq and is a predicted model, not a curated record. NCBI's taxonomy places the organism in Eukaryota, Fungi, Mucoromycota, Mucoromycetes, Mucorales, Lichtheimiaceae.